Ambispora leptoticha is the source of this 570-nucleotide messenger RNA. The record is from the annotation of a GenBank genome assembly. Lineage: Eukaryota; Fungi; Glomeromycota; Glomeromycetes; Archaeosporales; Ambisporaceae.
AUGGAAAACGAAGCCUGGGAAGAAAUUUUUGAAUGGGAAGUCGAAGAAGAUCUCGACUUGUCAAGUCGCCUCACAAUCAAGUCAAUUAAUAUUAGCACCGACGACAAUAAGAACAGUGACAUUUUAAGUCCUGAAUUUUCAUUCACUUCCUCGUCCUCAGAAGAAAGCGAAGAUGAAGUUUAUGAAUUUAUCGAAACUCACAAACGACCAACAUUUGCAAAUAUUUUAAAAGGAUUCCCAGUGAUGCCAAACACCAAAAAUUUAUUACCACCACAAUUCACAACUUCAUUCCCACGCAAAACUUCGAACAACGAAACUAAUAAUAAUCAACUCACUACAACCGUCGCUAACUAUCCAAUUACUGAAUUCUCCUCGUCAAACGAACUAAUUUACAAUGAGUUGGAAACAUAUCAAAUACAACGUCAACGAAAACAAAAAGAAAUUGCAAAAAUACAUGAGGAAAUUGAGAUGGCAUUGUUCCGUGACGAGCAAGAACUUGAUGAAAAAUACGCUAAUUUGAAAGCUUAUCAUAAGUCAAUGAAAUAUAAGAAAAAACUAAAAGACAAGUAA